Lonchura striata (white-rumped munia) is the source of this 6490-nucleotide messenger RNA. RefSeq names its product sorting nexin 13 (gene SNX13). Gene Ontology annotation, cellular component: early endosome. Gene Ontology annotation, molecular function: phosphatidylinositol binding. Gene Ontology annotation, biological process: positive regulation of GTPase activity. Lineage: Eukaryota; Metazoa; Chordata; Aves; Passeriformes; Estrildidae. The record is from RefSeq and is a predicted model, not a curated record.
CCCGCGGCCCCGCCGGGCGGGCGGGGCGGGGCGGUGGCGCACUAGCCGUCCCAAGAUGGCGGCCGCUCCGGGCCGGGCUGCGAGGGCGGCAGCGGGGUCGGGGCCGGCGGGCAGGCGCUGAGCGGGGCGGCGGCGGGGGCUGGCGGCGCUCGCCUCCCCUCGCCUCCCCGCAGGGUGCGGGGUAGCUUUCCGCGCGGCCGCCAGGCUUCACCAUGCUGCGGGGCUAGAGCCGCCGAGGCGCCGCCGCAGCGCAGCGGGGUAAUAAUGUUAACAGAGACCAGUCUUUCCAUAUGGGGAUGGGGAAGCCUUGGCCUUGUGCUUUUUCUAGUAACUUUUGGACCCUUCGCUAUAUUUUACUUUGCAUUUUAUAUCCUCUGCUUUGUGGGUGGGGGUUUUGUGGUUACUCUUUUAUUUGGAAAAAGCAAUUCAGAAAAAUACCUUGAGCAGUGUGAACAUUCAUUUCUCCCUUGUACAUCAGUUGGGAUCCCUAAGUGCAUCGAAGAAAUGAAACGUGAAGCCAGACCUAUUAAGAUUGACAGAAGACUGACAGGUGCAAACAUAAUUGAUGAGCCUUUGCAACAGGUAAUCCAAUUUUCCCUGAGAGACUAUGUACAGUAUUGGUAUUACACACUAAGUGAUGAUGAAUCCUUUCUUCUGGAAAUUAGACAGGCUCUUCAGUAUGCACUUGUUCAGUUUUCUGCCAGGUCAAAGGAAACAGACUGGCAGCCUUAUUUCACUACACGACUUGUUGAUGACUUUGGCACUCAUCUUCGAGUUUUCAGAAAAGCUCAGCAAAGGAUAGCAGAGAAAGGCAAUCAAAUGAAAGAUCAAGCUGAGGAACUUGUAGAUACAUUCUUUGAGGUUGAAGUUGAAAUGGAAAAAGAAGUCUGUCGUGAUCUAGUCUGCACUUCUCCCAAAGAUGAAGAAGGAUUCCUAAGGGAUCUGUGUGAGGUUUUACUGUAUAUAUUGCUACCUCCUGGAGACUUCCAGAACAAGAUCAUGCGAUACUUUGUCAGGGAAAUCCUCUCCCGAGGAAUUCUUCUUCCGUUAAUAAACCAGCUCAGUGAUCCUGAUUAUAUUAAUCAGUAUGUCAUAUGGAUGAUUCGUGAUUCCAACUGUAACUAUGAGGCCUUUAUGAAUAUUAUUAAAUUAAGUGAUAAUAUAGGCGAGUUGGAAGCUGUGAAAGAUAAAGCAAGUGAAGAAUUGCAAUAUCUUCGAUCUCUAGAUACAGCAGGAGAUGAUAUCAACACUAUAAAAAAUCAAAUAAACAGUUUAUUAUAUGUUAUUAAAGUAUGUGAUUCAAGAAUUCAGAGGUUGCAGUCAGGAAAAGAAAUAGAUACUGUGAAACUGGCAGCAAACUUUGGAAAACUUUGCACAGUCCCUCUGGACCAUAUUCUGGUAGACAAUGUUGCACUACAGUUUUUUAUGGAUUACAUGCAGCAAACUGGUGGCCAAGCACAUCUGUUUUUCUGGAUGACAGUGGAAGGAUACAGGGUUACAGCACAGCAACAACUGGAGGUACUUCAAAGCCGACAGAAAGAUGGAAAACAUCAGACUAAUCAGACCAAGGGUCUAUUAAGAGCAGCUGCAUUUGGAGUUUAUGAGCAAUAUUUAUCAGAAAAGGCAUCUCCAAGAGUUAAUAUUGAUGACAACUUAGUAGCAAAACUUGCAGAAACACUGAACCAUGAGGAUCCAACGCCUGAAAUCUUUGAUGACAUUCAGAGAAAGGUGUAUGAGUUGAUGCUGCGAGACGAGAGGUUCUACCCUUCGUUCAAGCAGAACGUGUUGUAUGUGCGUAUGUUAGCUGAGCUGGAUAUGCUGAAGGAUCCCAGUUUCAGAGGAUCAGAUGAUGGUGAAGGAGAGUCUUUUAAUGGGUCUCCUACUAGCAGCAUAAAUUUGUCCUUAGAUGACCUUUCAAAUGUCCCUACUGAUGAGACAGUUCAGCUCCAUGCAUACAUCUCAGACACUGGAGUGUGUAAUGACCACGGCAAGACAUAUGCCCUGUACGCCAUCACUGUCCACAGGCGAAAUGCAAACAGUGAGGAGAUGUGGAAGACAUACCGGCGCUACAGCGACUUCCAUGACUUUCACAUGAGGAUCACUGAGCAGUUUGAAAACCUUGCAAAUAUACUAAAACUUCCUGGCAAAAAAACAUUUAACAAUAUGGACAGAGAGUUUCUGGAGAAGAGGAAAAAGGAUUUAAAUGCUUAUUUACAGCUCUUGUUAAAUCCUGAGAUGAUGAAAGCUUCUCCAGCUUUAGCCCAUUAUGUGUAUGACUUCCUGGAGAAUAAAGCCUAUAGCAAAGGGAAGGGGGAUUUUGCACGAAAGAUGGACACGUUUGUAAAUCCACUGCGUAACUCUAUGAGAAAUGUAUCAAAUGCAGUCAAGUCUAUCCCUGACAGCCUGGCAGAGGGAAUGACUAAAAUGUCAGACAACAUGGGUAAAAUGUCAGAGAGAUUGGGACAAGACAUAAAGCAAUCAUUUUUCAAGGUGCCACCUCUGAUGCAGAAAACCUAUUCAGAUCCUGACCAUUGCCGUGUUGCAGCACCAAUUGAUGACAAUGUGGAUGACAAUAUACCACUGAGAGUAAUGCUGCUACUUAUGGAUGAAGUCUUUGAUUUGAAGGAGAGAAAUCAGUGGUUAAGAAGAAAUAUAAAAAAUCUGCUUCAGCAACUUAUUAGAGCAACAUAUGGUGACACAAUUAAUAGAAAAAUAGUUGAUCAUGUUGAUUGGAUGACAUCUCCCGAGCAAGUAGCAGAUGCAGUGAAACGCUUCAGAGACGCUUUUUGGCCCAAUGGCAUUUUAGCAGAAACUGUUCCACGGAGGGACAAAGCUAUUAGAAUGAGAACAAGAGUGGCAGGGAAAACCAAAUUGCUGGAGGUAAUGCCAGAUGAAAUGAAGCACAUCAUAGGUGCUGAGACUACACGGAAAGGCAUUCUUCGGGUCUUCGAAAUGUUCCAGCAUAGUCAGCUGAAUAAGAGAAUGGUGUAUGUGUUUCUGGAGAGAUUCCUAGAAACCUUAUUUCCACAAAAUAAGUUCCCUGAGUUGUUCCACAAACUGCAUUCAAGGUCAAAGCAAAUGCAGAGAUAUAAGCAGAGACUACACUCUACUCAAGCGCCUUCCUUACAGAAAAGGUGACACUUCAAAUCCAUUAAGCUGGUGUUUGUUUGUCCAGGAUUAAUUACUUGGGCAGAUUCUCUGGGGCUUCAAACUCACAUGCCGUCAUUUCUGCACCAGUCUUCUAGUGUCACAUAUUAGAUUAUUAAUGCAUCUGUAAGACCUGUGGAUCUUCUCAUCUUCACUUGUAGUUCAACCACGACCAGAAUGGUUUGUGUGUCUUAAAUGAUUUGGUGCGUCUUCAUACAACAUAGGGAAGAGAACUGGCCCAGUAUAUCAGAAUGCCCAUCCCUUCCGUUCCUGAGUCAAUGUUUUGCCAGCAAUGCAAAGAGCCAGACUGUUCAAGUAAAGCACAACUAUGGUGAUACAAUUGAAGAAAAGAGUAUUUUGGCACUGGGAGAUAGUGCAAUGUGUGAGAAAUGGAAUUGUUCAGCGUUACAAGUGUUGAGGCCUGUAGGGCUGUUGUAACAUUCCUGUAAAGGCUGAAUUAACCAGAAAAGCAGUCUGUGGAAUUACUAUAACCUAAUGGUUGAUAGGAGCAGGGAGAAAAAGCUAUAGCCCCAUCAUAAAAGUACAUUUAUUGAGUAAAAGUGGAGGUAAGGUGGCUUUUAUGCCAUAUUUGCAUCAUCUUUCAUAUUUUGAAAAUUAAACUAACCUUAUAUCUAAUGGGGGUUUUAGUAAAAGCAGAGGUGCAGUAGAAACAAACCCUUUAUUUUGAUUAUUCUGUAGUGUUUAAGGGCCAUAUGCUGCUCUUACAGCACCUGGCAUACAUUUUGCAUGUAACUUCAGUGGAGAAGAAGCAUCAUAUUUAUGUUCAAUUGGUCUAUUGGAACAUAAGUCAAGUUGGUAGUUGUAGAAAGAAAGGAAUAUAUGUUUCAAAGAGGAUAGAUAUUAUGUUAGAAGAUGAGGAAAUUGCACUAAGGCACAGUUUAGACACAACUUCCCACUAAAAUCUGGAGCAUUUUUGGGAUGUGAAAGAACUAUGUCCUACCUAAUUGAAAGAUUCCGUACCUUUUAGUGUGUAUGCCUCAUAUGGAAAAAUGCUAGAAUUACUUGGUUCCUCACAGGUAAAAGAUUUCAUUAGUCAUAUGCAAACACUUGGAAAUUUCUGAAUGCAUCUCAGUGUAUAUAUGAAAAUAAAAAGGAAAUAAAACUACAAUAUUUUUUUAAAUAAUUUUUUUAUUUUUUGCAUAGUGUAAAAUUUUAAUAAAAAUUUGACAUCAAGGCCCCACAUCCAUCUGUUUAGUUUCAUGGAAGAAGUUCUGUCCAAGUAAAAAUACAGUAACAUUUGAAUAAUCCUGUUUGGCCACAGCAUAUCUCAGUUUGUGUUUUCUUUUUCAUAGUCCCCAACUGUUUGAGCACUGCUAUCUUGAGUGAAUAGAAGGUAAUCUUUUAGAGUCCCUUUUAUUUCUGAACACUAAACACAGGGUAAAAUACAGUUAUGGAUCAAGGAUCCCUGGAUCCUUGUUGUAAUUUGUGUCUUAAUGGGAGCAAAUGGUCCUUUCAUGCAAGAGAGAAACAUAGACCUUUGAUGAAAGCAUUCUGAGACAAGAUAGAAGGCUCUCAAAGGACCUCGUUAAAUUGACUGACACUUCUAUAUAGAUAUUUUUUUCUCAUGGACUCUAUUAAUGAAAUGUAGCCUUUUAUCAUACUCCUUAAUGAUGAUCAUAUUGUACCAUUAACAUUCUCAUACAGUAUGCAUGGGCUCAAGUGCACUUGUUUUUUUCUUUAUUGCAGAACUAAAUGCUGUAAAUUAAAUCCCUUUCUUUUGUAAUCCCUAGGAAGAUAACUUGAUAAAUAUAGAAGAACCCCUCUCCCUUCCUCUCUGCAGGUUCUGUGGAAGUGUGAUGGUUAAAUGCUUUUGAAUUUAACAAAAUUCUUGAGUUCUGUGUGAAGUAAUCAACAUAGCCAGCUCCUAUUGUUUACAUGCCUGUAUCUUCCUCUGUGAGGGUGCUCACGCAUAACUGAUAUCUGACUGAUGAAAGAUCAUUCAGCAGUUGUUCUUGGUGAUACAGUAAAUAUCUCAUUAAUCCUACCAAAUCUAAUUUGUCUUUUAAGUCACUGAAUUUGUUAAGCAGUAUGAAAGUGGGAAGUUCAAAUACUGUUUUGUCAAAUCUGUGGAACCUUUUAUCUAUCUGUAGGUACUAUGAAAAAUUCCAACAAGAUAGUGGUAAUAUACAAAAUUGGCUUUUUUUUUUUUUUUUUUUUUUUUUUUUUUUUUUUUUUUUUACUUUUUGGUUAUCUGGUACAUUUCUGUGCAAAAAAAAUAAUAUCUCUAGGAAUGUGAACUAAACAUAAUACACCAUACUUAUUAGUCAUUUUACUUAAUUUAUUGCAUAUACCUAUACACACAUUUAUAUACGCAUGUGUGCAUACGUAUAUAUGUAUUGGAGUUUUAUCUUCUGUAUUUAAUUACAGAAUGUGGCUUUCUAAUUCAGUGGUGCCUGUUGGCUGGCAAGAACCCUCAGAAAUGAGUACUUUUUGUUAGAGCGAGUGUGUAUGUAUCUUUGUUUAAAAGGUUUUCCUGUCGACAAUUUGAAGUACCCAGGCUGUCAACCCAUGCAGCCUAUUAUCCUAGGAAGUCUCCAAAACUGAAUGUUAAUAUACAGCACUUCAGUGUCUGGGUAUAUCUUCUGGCCUUUAGGUGCUGUGACUGGCCACUGAAAAUUGUGCCACUGUCAAGAAAUGCACUUGUUUUAGCCUUAAUUAUUUUUAAGAUAAAAUGAGCAAUUGAAUUUUCAUUUGGUUCAUCCGCAAGCUUGUGCUGCUGGUGUUUGCUAGAAUUAAACAGUUAAUUUUAAGUGCUACCAGAAUGUGUACCAAAAUGAAACUAUAUAAAUUCCACAAUCUAAAUUUUAAUUCUGUGCAAUAUUUUCAUUUAAUGCAUGUGUAUUUGAAUAGCUGUAAAAUAAAUGAAUUUUUAAUGUUUUGAAGUCUAAGUUAAAAAUGUCUUCUCAGGUGAACAAUUCUACAUUCUGUUGUUACUUUAGUUUAUUUAAGGACUUGUUUUAAAAGUCUUACUUGUUACUCCUUUGUUAAUUCCUUUGUUCUCAAUGAUCCUUGCUCUCGUGAGCAAAGCUCAUGUAUUACAAGGGAAGAAUCUGAAGAAUACAUCUCAUAAACUCAUAAAGCUGUUAUAAAUUACUUGUGCAUAUCAUUGUACAGUAAGUGUCAGCUGUGUGCCUAAUUGUUCUAUUGAUGCUUUUCCCCUCCCCUCCCCUCCUCUCGUUUCUGUAACAAAGAAUGAACAUGAAAUGGGCUGCCAUGGUCACUUCUGCUGAAUGGCAGAGGACUCUGAAUUUUUUUUGGAGUUUGCAUUUAUGUUCUGUCCAAUAGAAAGCUAAAAAAUUACACUAAUAAAGUAUUAACAGGA